Pteropus alecto (black flying fox) is the source of this 936-nucleotide messenger RNA. RefSeq names its product olfactory receptor 51I2. Lineage: Eukaryota; Metazoa; Chordata; Mammalia; Chiroptera; Pteropodidae. Bases 1 to 936 code for a protein of 311 amino acids. Gene Ontology annotation, biological process: G protein-coupled receptor signaling pathway. The transcript has a single exon. Gene Ontology annotation, cellular component: membrane. Gene Ontology annotation, molecular function: G protein-coupled receptor activity; olfactory receptor activity. The record is from RefSeq and is a predicted model, not a curated record.
AUGUUCAACAGCAGUCAAUUCACCCCAAAAUAUUUUCUGCUGACUGGUCUCCCUGGUCUGGAGGCCCUGUACCCUUGGCUUAUUUUCCCAUUCUGCUCCAUCUAUCUUGUGGCCCUUGUGGGGAAUACCUUGAUACUAGCAGUGAUCAAGAAAAACAGCUCUCUGCACCAGCCGAUGCACCUAUUCCUAGCUAUGCUGGCCUGUGCAGAGCUUGGUGUGUCUGCUUCUACACUGCCCACAGUGCUGGGCAUCUUCCUUUUUGGUACCAAUGAAAUAUGCUUUGAAGCCUGUCUUUUGCAGAUGUUCUCCAUACAUUCAUUUUCUAUCAUGGAAUCAGGAGUUCUGUUGGCCAUGUCUGUGGACCGCUUUGUGGCCAUCUACAACCCAUUGCGGUACACUGCCAUCUUGACCCCGCCCCGUAUUGCCGGUACUGGUGCUGCACUUGGACUAAAGAGUGUGAUGCUCAUGCUCCCACUGCCAUUUCUUCUAAAGCGUCUGCCCUUCUGUGGCCACAACAUCCUCUCCCACUCCUAUUGUCUCCACUCUGAUCUAAUCCAACUGCCCUGUGCGGACACUCGUCUCAACAGCAUUCUGGGGCUCUGCAUCGUUACUUCCACUUUCGGUCUGGAUUCGCUGCUCAUCAUCAUCUCUUAUGUGCUGAUUCUCUACACAGUGCUGGGCAUUACGUCUGGGGAGGAGCAGCGGAAGGCCCUCAACACAUGCGUUUCACACAUCUGUGCAGUCCUUGUGUACUAUGUGCCCAUGAUCAGCGUGGCUCUGGUACAUCGCUUCAUGAAGCACACUGGGCCUGCUGUCCGUCUGCUCCUGGCCAACGUCUAUCUUCUGGUGCCUCCUGUGCUCAAUCCCAUCAUCUACAGUGUUAGGGCCAAGCAGAUUCGCCAGGGACUAAUUCGACUCUUUCUUCAAAGAAAAUAA